UUUGUUCUGUGCUCCAUGUCAGAUCCUAAGCGGAACCAACUUUUGGACGAGAUCAACUGUCUUGUCAACCAGGCAGAAGACAUGGAUGAACUCCAAAGGCUGCAUGAGGUCACCAGCAUGCAACAAGAGGCCUCAUCCAUCCAGCCUCGCAUGCAACAAGAGGCAUCAUCCAUCCAGCCUCCAACUGUGAAGUGGAUUAAGAGGGACAGUGAAGGGAACAUUGUUUAUGGGAGGCCAAGAUUCUCCAGAAAGCAAGCAGCUGGUCUUAGCCACAGACAAACUGGAAAGACUGAUGUUUCCCUUUCCAGUGCUCCGGAAACCAGUGUGGAAAUGACUGAUGACUUUUCUCACAUAAACGCUGAGAAUUUCCUACAAGUGCUACAGCGCUCACUUGGUGAAGGUUUUGAUGACCAAGAAAAACCACUGCAAGCCUCCAGUGAUUGGUCAGUAAGAAAAAGUCUUGUCUCAGGGUGGUGGGAGAAAGUGAGACCCCGGUUGGUGGAUAAAAUGGUGGCUAAGCAGCAUGUGGCAAGUCCAGUCUGCCAGAAAUGUUACCUCAGUCCAGCCAUGAUCCACUGUUGUGAGUGUCGACCACACCCCUUCCUCUGUGCCCGUUGUGACAUCAGCAUCCACAAGGCUCAAGUCUUCCACAACAGGGACUCAAUUACAGAUGGUUUCUUUCAGCCAUUGCCUCCGACAUCCUGUUAUGUGGAGAAGGUUCUUACCCAGUGUGUGUGUCUUGUACCCAUGGAGAUGCCAGGGAGAAUAUGUAGCUGUCCUCAGAGUUUAAGUGUCAUAACUGGAAAACCCAUUUCUGUGGUUACAAUGAAUGGCCGAUAUGAUCUCAACUUGCCAGAGUUGAAAUGUGAGGUAUGCCAAGCCACAUGGAGUGCUGGCGUGGAUGAGCUGUUCCAUAAUGACUAUUGGCCCGCUACUUCUCAAUUUUCCACAGUGUAUGCUACAGACAUCCUAUUUUCCUUUGAGGAGUUGAAGAUGGCAGCACCCGGGAUGUCCAGCCAGGCAUUUCUUAGAAUGCUAGAUCAACAAACUGUCCGCUUUGGCCGUACUGGAAAGAUCAUAGCAGACAGCUUCAGAAAAAGCUUUUUGGAGUGGGAGGCUGUCCGUUUCGAAGUGGACAAAGUCUUUCGGGAAGACCACUUUAACUGCCCAGCAUGCACCCCAAACAUGCUUGCAGUCUCUGUUGAUGGGAACCGUAAGCACUAUAGAUUCAAGAGUGCAGCAAGAUCAGAGGAACAGUCCAUCUUUAAUGGUGUCUUCAUAGCCAAGGACGAUGAUGUAGAAAGAUUCGUGGACUAUGUCCAUUCCUCGACCAACCAUAUCUCUGGAAGAGGUGUCUGUGGGGGACAGUGGUCAGCGGCACGAGAAACAUCACAGAAGUCUUCCAGCAAAGUAGAUGAGGAGGGCCUAGAACUUGCCGUUUGUCGACAUGGUGUUCUUCUUUGUGCCCUUAAUAUGUUCAGGGGGGAGGUUUUUGCUUACCCUCUGUACCUCCAGAAAAAAAUGGCUUGUAAGCCAGUGAAAUUCUUUGCUAUGGAUGUUGCGUGCAAGUAUUGGCCUUACCUCAAAAGAGUGAGUGAGAAAUGCCCUGAGCUUCAGGAUCUGCUCUCAAUGAAGCCGUUUCUUUCAGUGUUUCAUGCUAAAGCCCAUGACUUCAAAUGCGAGGUAAAAUGGAGUGGGGCGUACCAGGAGGGGGCUGGUUUGACUCUUGGGGAGGAGGUGGAGCAGUGUAAUGCCUUCCUUUCAAGAAUUGCUGUUACCACUAAGCACAUGGCAAAAGCAGUACGCACAGACAUGCUCACAGUCAUGGCCAUGCGCUGGAAUCAGCAAAAGAUGAGCAACUUGGCUUCCACACUUGCCCGCCGAUAUCAAAAGGCCACAAUAGCCCUGCAAAGACAGUUGCAGAGCCUGGAGAUCAUGAAAACUGAAAUGGCAGUCACAGAUGAUCAACUGCAGGGCUGGAUCACUGAUGUCAAUGAGUGGGCAGAAGGGACAACAUCCUCAACUGAUUCUGAUGUUGCUGCUGUGGCCAGACGAAUUGAGGAGCUGGUCACCAGUAUUAAAAGGAGAUCACAACGUCUUUAUAAAGACAAUGAUGGCUGCAAGGGUCGUGCCCGGAUACGCAGAAAGAUCAGGGAGGAAAAGACGCUUUUAAAUUCUGUGGUGGUUCAAUAUAACGCCAUGGUUCCCAAUGCAGAAAACCUGGAUUUGGACACCGUUCUUUCAGAUGACAUCAUUUGGCCAUGGCAGCUUCCACACAAUGUUUUUUAA
Molecule: messenger RNA, 2289 nt
Organism: Misgurnus anguillicaudatus (oriental weatherfish)
Lineage: Eukaryota; Metazoa; Chordata; Actinopteri; Cypriniformes; Cobitidae
Source: RefSeq, a predicted model, not a curated record